This is a messenger RNA of Sesamum indicum (sesame), 1947 nucleotides long. Its product is annotated as mitochondrial metalloendopeptidase OMA1. Gene Ontology annotation, molecular function: metalloendopeptidase activity. Lineage: Eukaryota; Viridiplantae; Streptophyta; Magnoliopsida; Lamiales; Pedaliaceae. Gene Ontology annotation, cellular component: membrane. The record is from RefSeq and is a predicted model, not a curated record.
CUGCUUCCGGAGACGUCUCCGACUCUCCAGAGAUCCCAAUGCCCAAUCCUGCUGGAACUUGGCUGUAGCCCCCACAUCCCAUUCCCUUUCUUAUUCUUUCUUUCCUUUUUUGGUAUUUCAUCUUUGUUUCUUUUCAGGGUUUUUUCAUCUAUUUUUGCGCUGUUUCUUUGAUCUUCCCAUCUUAGAAAAAUGUUUUCUUGAUCAUGUUUAGCUGUAGUUCAUCCAUAAAGAUAUAUUCUUUGAUUGGUUAACAUCAUGGGAUGGUACAGAAGAUCAUCAACAUUCAUUUCUGAUGCUUUCCGUUGCUACUGUUCAAAGAUUGCUGCGCUCAGAAACCCCAUUCAAGAAUCGAUUUCAGGAAACAGUCUAUACACUUCUUUCAGGCCCAAGUCAAGAAUUUCUGAGUUCUCUCAACCAAUUUUCAGGAACUCAGCUCUCCAGAAUGUUUGGAGGAGCCCUUUUCUUGAUGGGGCAAAGAGGUUUUACUAUGUGGAUAGGAACCAGGUUUACCACUUUAGGCCCAGAGGGUACAAACGGUGGAUUCAGAAUCCAAAAAAUGUGUUAGCAAUAGUUUUGGUUGGUUCUGGAGUUGUGAUUACUGUGUAUUUUGGGAAUUUGGAGACUGUCCCUUACACAAAAAGAACCCAUUUUGUUCUUUUGUCAAGAAAUCUUGAAAAAGAGCUGGGAGAGACCCAAUUUAAUCAGCUCAAGAAACAGUUUAAAGGGAAAAUUCUGCCACCUCUUCACCCUGAAAGUAUUAGGGUUCAAAGGAUAUCACAGGAUAUAAUUGAGGCUUUGCAUAAAGGAUUGAGAAAAGAGCAGGUUUGGAGUGAUAUUAGGUACUCACCAGAAAGCGUUGGAUUGCCUAUUGAGGCUCAUGAACAUGAGACAAUUAAGGCAUUGAGUGAUAGGAGUCUUGAGGAGGAGCAAUGGCAUGGUGAAGAUAAGUGGCGCAAGGAGGAUGAAAUCCUAGAUGAUCAGUGGGUUCAAAAGAGUAGGAAAAAAGGUCAAGAAAAGGGGAUGGUAUCUCAGACGGGGCAUUUAGAGGGAUUGAAGUGGGAGGUUAUUGUGGUUAAUGAGCCUGUGAUCAAUGCCUUCUGUUUGCCUGGUGGGAAGAUUGUUGUUUUCACCGGAUUGCUUAAUCAUUUUAGAGCGGAUGCUGAGAUUGCAACUGUUAUUGGCCAUGAGGUUGGUCAUGUUGUCGCAAGGCACUCUGCAGAACAAAUCUCUAAAAACCUUUGGCUGACCAUAUUACAGUUGAUACUAUACCAAUUUUUCAUGCCUGAUAUUGUCAAUACCAUGUCGAAUCUCUUCCUGAGGCUCCCUUUUUCUCGGAGGAUGGAGAUGGAAGCAGAUUACAUUGGCCUACUGUUGGUUGCUUCUGCAGGCUACGAUCCCCGAGUGGCUCCCCAAGUCUAUGAGAAGUUGGGAAGAAUCACAGGUAAUUCAGCACUGCAAGAUUAUCUUGCCACUCAUCCUUCUGGGAAGAAGAGAGCUCAAGUUCUUGCUCAAGCUAAAGUCAUGGAAGAGGCCCUCACCAUAUACAGGGAGGUACAAGCGGGGCGUGGAGUCGAGGGCUUCCUUUAACUUUCUCUCUAUACUCAAAGCAACUGCACUUCUUCCAUUCAGACAAGUUUGGUUAUCAACUAACAGAUGAUAAGGACUCUGUUUUCCAAUGAUUCCUUGACUUUUAUCAAUGUUUCUCUGGCUCCUCUCUCACUGACAGCCUUAAAAAUCUGAAAUACGGGGGAGCAUCCUAUGAAUUGUAUUUGCUUUGUUGCUGCUACCUACUAGUGUAUUCAAGUCUGUAACGAAUGAAACGAAACUACUUUUUUGGUAAGCAUUCCAGUUUUUGGCAUCAUGGCCUGCCUGGUGUACUAUGGAAGCUGGCCUGAAUGUUGUCUAUAGCUUGUGUUCUCACCACAAAUUAAGACUUCUCUGUUAACA